This is a messenger RNA of Ectocarpus siliculosus, 1383 nucleotides long. The record is from the annotation of a GenBank genome assembly. Lineage: Eukaryota; Phaeophyceae; Ectocarpales; Ectocarpaceae.
AUGCGUGGCUCGGGCUGCCUGCUAUUUUUCGGAGCCGCGGUGCUGGUCUCUGUCGGCGCCAGCGAUCAUGAUUCCCUCCAAGAUGAUAACGGCCGAAAGUUGGCCGAGCUGUCACAUCCCCUUUCGGCCGGCAUUCGCGGGUCCCACGCCGACGACCUCCCCCGCAAGCGAUCGUGGCGGAGAGAGUUGACCAACAACGGCCAUGGCGGCAAGAGCGGGCACAAGAGAUCCAGCGACAGCGGCAGCAGCGGCGAAGGAGAAGAUGGCGGUGGGCGUCACCACCGUGGUGGCGGUAGAGGAAGUGGUGGGGCUGGCUUCCUCUGCGAGAACGGUAUCCUGGAAGACGGAUACUGCUGCUCGAAAAUGUGCGGCGAGGGCGGGUGCGGUGGUACCGGUUGCGGUUCGAGGAACGACGUGACGACGGCGGACGACUGUUGCUUCUCCCACAUCACCGAACCCUGCUCCGUCAAAGGCUGUGCCCCAUGCAUGAUGGAUGAGGAUGACCUAGAGACCGACCCAGAGAGCGAACCAGAGCAUGAAGAUGAACGCGAACACGAACGUAAACCUGAACCUGAACGUGAGCCGAAACGUGAAAAACGUGGGCGCAAACGCAACCAAGAAGAUUGCGAUGAAGACAGUGAAGACGAAGACGGCGGAGACGAAGAGAACGACCCAGAACCUGAAGCAGACCGCGAUCCAGAAAGCGAGCCUGAGCGCAAGCCUGAACGCGAACCUAAGCGCAAGCCUGAACGUGAGCCGAAACGUGGAGAACAUGGACGCAGAAAGAAACCCAACCAAGAAGAUUGCGACGAAGACAGCGAACAAGAAGACGGCGGAGAGGAAGACGGCGGAGAGGAAGACGGCGGAGAGGAAGACGGCGAUGAGGAGUCUGACGGCGACGGAAGCUGCUGCAACAAGACAUCCGAACUACUGCGCGUUGUAGUAGAUGACGGAGUACAGGAGGAGGUCUACAGCAAUGGCCCCAUCAGCAUCUUCGCGGGCUGCAUGGCUGACAAUGAAGCAUUCCCUGCGAGGGUGAUACUGAGUGUAUUAGUGACGCCAGGGGACUCCGACUCUGAAAUGGAGUACGUCAUGACUUCGUGGGAGGACGAUAUUCAGACCGCCACCUCCGAUGAACCUUACUCCACCUUUCCAACGUCCCUCAACUUGGCCGAGUACACGUGGACCGAUGUCGGCAGCUACGGCAUGAUUUCGAUCGCGACGGCUUCUGGGCACUACGUCGGCUUCGACGGUUCUAGCAUUAUGGCUUCCGUCGUGUCCUCCGAAGAAGAGCCCGGCUGGGGGUGCGCGAGCAGGAUCAAGGAAACUGACGACAUGGGAACCAAGCGCUGCAUCAUCAUGGGCCCCCUCGAAGUUUAUUGA